Molecule: messenger RNA, 11833 nt
Organism: Scaptodrosophila lebanonensis
Lineage: Eukaryota; Metazoa; Arthropoda; Insecta; Diptera; Drosophilidae
Gene: tou
Exons: 18
Coding region: 928-10845 (3305 amino acids)
Molecular function (GO): protein binding; DNA binding
Source: RefSeq, a predicted model, not a curated record
UUUCGCAGAGCGGCAAGUAUUUUUUUGCAAUUUUGCCAUUAUUUUUAAUAGUGAAAACUAUCGUUGGAUAUUUCCUCCCCCCACACACCCUGUAAUGCAUUUAAUGGCAUGCAUUGCAGUUGACAACUCGCAGCGACCGUGUGAAAAUUAAAGAAAACGGAAAAACGCCCACGGCGACGAAUAUUGUGAGUGUUUUCUAUGUAUGGUGUACAUACAUUCAAACAUAUGUAUGUGUACGUGUUUGUAUGUUGUGUGUGGAUGUAAGCGUCUAGUGUAUUUGUAUAUACGCGAAACAGGAAGAAAAGAAAAGACGCAUGCAAUUUUUAAGAAAUUAAUGCAAAUUGUAUUAAAGUUGAUAAAUUGACGCAAUUAGCGCAAAUUUGAGAAUGUUUAUUAAAAGAAAAACAAAAAAGAAUAACGUGAGUGUUGUUAAACCAUAAUCUUUGGCGAGCGGCUAAUAUAAAACGCAGAAAACAUAAAUCAACAGUGGAAAUACAGUUUCAAAAACUAUUCUGCAGACAUCUCAGCUCUAGAUUUGAUGUCUAGAAUCACAAAAUAAGAAAAGCUCAAACAUGGAAUAAUAAAGCCAUUUAUACAUCACUGAAGUUCAAACGAAUUCCAAAAAGUGUGUGAAAAAUAUAUAUUGAUAUUAUUUAUAAACGAUAAAAAUCAAGCAAUAACAUGGCAUCGGAGUCCUCGGAUUGACCAAAGUUGUUGUCUAAUUAUGGAGAAAGACAAACAAAUACCAGCAAACCAACGACAACAAAUAGCAUAGCCAACACACUAUAAAUAAAGGCUAUGGAAAAAGUUAACUAGCGGCUCUUGAGAAAGGUCGUUUGGAACCAAGUAAUAUAAUAACAGAUGCGCAUGUAACGCACAACAAGUCCAAGAAGAACAAACCCGCUACCCUACAAACUUGGUAUUAACAUGAACAAAAAUGCCGGCGAUGGCAGCGGCAAUGAUGGCAAAAACUCGAAUAAUCAUGGCACUGUAGGCGGCAGUGGUAAGGGCGGCUCCAAUGCCGGAGGGGGCGCUGGAGCCGGCCCACAUGAUCCCACAGGUAUUUUAGAUGCUGCUUCGCUCUUUGCGUACUGGGGCCGAGAUCCCACCGGAGCUGCGGCUGCAGCUGCCUCCAAUCCCCUGUUUAGCUCCCAGUUCAAUGCAGCUGCCGCAGCCGGCUUGGGUCUAUUGCCAAAUGCGGGUGCUGCAGCGGCAGCCAAUGAUCGUUACUCCAUGGCAGCUGCAGCGGCUGCUGCUGCAGGACAUCAUCAUCAAAACACCAUGGCCGUUGCAGCAUCACAGGCCGCUAGUCUAGCAGGUCUGCAUCCAGCAAGUUGGUGGUCAAUGGCCCAAUUGGCCGCUCAGGACUACUUUAGCCGUCUGCAGGCCUCUGGCCUAUCACCCUUUCCUCAUCCAGACUUGGCGGCCGCCUUUGGUCCAGCUGCGAUGGGUAUGGGCACGGGUGCAACAGGUGGUAAUGCUGCCUCUGGAAGCGGAGGUGGCAUGGGCGGAGCGGGUGGCGGCUCUGGUGGUGGCAGUAGCAGUUCAAACUCAUCCAGCAGCAAAUCGAACAAAUCCCGAAAGGAAAAACGCGCCGCCCAACAGCAACAACAACACCAACAGCAACAAAAUCUCGCGAAUAGUCUGAAUGCUGCCGCUGCAGCGGCCGCAGCAGCUGCUGCUAAUAAUCCCGCGGCAGCCUUGGCCAGCAUGCACGGCUUUGGAGGACCGGGAACAGCAAUGUCAUCGUCAUCGUCGAACGCAGGCAUUGGUUCGAUAUCAACGAGCAGUGCAGGUCACAGUGGCUAUAAGUCCACGGCAAGCGCUUAUGGCAAGCCAUCCACGAUGACCAGCGGCAUGUCAACGACACCCGGUUCAGCCUACGAUCCAGUCACCUUGCAUAAGGAGUUGCUUGCCAUGCAGGCAGUUGCAGCUGCCGCUUCCGGUUCCAAUGCAGGCGGUGGUGCCGGCUCCGGAGGUCUUGGCGGUAUGGGUGCAUUGGGUAGCAACUCUAACAGUUCCUCCAGCAAGAAAUCCUCUUCAUCGUCGAACGCCGGCUCCAUGCAUGGUCAUGGGCUGUCUAAUCUGGGCAUGGGCAUGGGGAAUGCUUCUAUGGGCGCGGGCAUAAAUGUAGGUGGUGGCAUCAUGUCCACGGGCAAGUCGGCGACUAGUGUCAGCUCAUCCAGCAACACAUCAAUGAGUGGCAUGCAUCCCAUGGCCGGAAUGGGUGGAAGCACCACACCUCUUAUGUCACCCCAUGGGGCGUUGGGUAACAGCGGCUUGUCUGGCGUUGGGGGCGUUUCAUCCAGCGGUUUGGGCUUGGGGGGUUCAUCUGGCAAGGAUCGGGAUAAAAAUAAUCCAUCGCUGAAUGCCUUAAACUCGCUUUCCCAGUUCGGAGCGUUGGGUAUGACGCCACAGCAAAGUAUGCAGGCGGCCAUGAAUGCAUUCGUCGCGAGCACGGGAGCGGGACCCACAUCAACGGUUACGUCAUCGGGCGUGCCGCAAUCAUCACAACAGUCCAGCACUUCGGGCAGCGUAUCUGGCGGCAAGACGGCAAAGGAUUAUAUGUCUGGAGCCGGAGCAGGAAUGAUGAGCGGCAACAGCGGUAACGGAGGUAGCAGCAGCAGUGAGCAUCCGUCAUUGCUGGGCGUGCGACUGCCGCCCGACACAGAGAUUAUCAAAUACACAUCCUCCAUUGUGGGACCCAAAAUUCCCGGUACUACAUCACGUGGUCGCAAAAAGACCAUUUCCGAAACAGAACAACAUAACAACCAACAGAAACACCAACAAGAACAACAACAACAUCAACACCAAUUACUCCAACAACAACAAAAAGAGUUAGACAGCACAACAACAAAUGCGCUUUCUUCUCUCCUUGCAUUUCCAGGUCUCAGUCCCGCGAAGCGGGCUAGACUCGAAAUGGAGUAUGCGGCAAUGGCCGCUGCGGCCCAACAGCAGCACGGAAUGAUGGGUGGCACGGGCGUCAGCGCAGCUGCAGCAGCACUGGGCAUGUCCGGCAUUGGUGCGAGCGCUCUGGGAAGUCUGAGUGGAUUACCCAGUAGUGGCGGUGGUGGUAUGAAUCCCCUGGAACAAUUAAGUGUGUCGAAAUCAACCACAGUCACAAGCACCGCCAGCUCGGCGUCUAGUAGUAGUAUGGCCAGUAUGCUUGGACAAACAGCAAGCGGUCGCGACUCAUCCAGUGAUCGUGUAGAGGUCAUCAAAUUGCCACCAACCAUCACCUCGAACGGCGCCUAUAAUCUGUCCAAUAAGGGAAAAGAAAUCCAUGAUCUGACCACGGACAAUGCCACCGGCUCUGGGGUUAAUCUCAGCCUAAAAUCCAAUCUAUCAGGUAGCGGCGCCAUUGGUUCAGCGUCCAACCCUAUAACUAUUGAUGAUUUCGAUGCGCCACUCAACUUGUCCAUGAAACCAGCCGAUAAGAGCAGCACUUCAAACACAACCGCCUCCACUUCAGCACUUGCCAAUCUGACUAGUGAUUAUCAGGCAUCGAGCAGUGGCACUUCCAAUAGUUUACAGAGCCUAAGCUCCAUAACGGCAGCUUUGGGUGGCACUGGUGGCAUGCCUGGUGGUUCCUUAACGGCUAGUGGUGGUAGUGGACCAGGCGGAGCUUCUCCAGCUCCUGCAUUGACUGGCGCUGGUGCGGCGGCUUCCACCACAUGCUCCUCGUCAUCGUCUUCGUCGGCUUACAAGGAGGGACGACCACGAAAUUUGGGCAGGGGCGUGUCCAAGCCCAAAAAGAACACCGUAGCAUCACUCCUGGCCCAAUCCCGUGCUGUGGGGCUGAAGCCAAUGCUGGCUACUCAACAACUGCUACAACAAGGCGCGGAUAUUGAAAAGAUACGCCUUGCACUGAGUGAGGCCAACGCACAUAUGGAAACCUCUACCGACUCGGAAAGCAUGGCUGCUGAGAGUGGAAUGUCCGAAUCAGAGAGCGAGGAUGCCAAUAUACUCAACGUGUCGGAACUGCGAGUGCCACUCGACCUGGGCUGGAAGCGAGAUACGGUCAUUCGCGGCCUCACCAAGCAGGGCCAAAUAAGGGGCGAGGUCACAUAUUACGCGCCGAACAGCACCGUACCGUUUAAGACAAUUGGCCAGGUUUUUGCUUAUAUGGAGCAGCACCCAUCGAAUCUUACACGUGAAAAUUUCAGUUUCUCGGCACGAGCUAUUGUUGGGUCAUUUCUGCAGCCCGCUCCACCGCCCUAUGCCAACGACGGCGAGUACAUACGCAUGACUGACGAGGAUGUGGCCAAGCGGCUGGAGGACCUCAAGGUGUUCACGCGCCAGACACUCAAUGUGGAGCAGCGCAUUGAAAUCGCCAAGCAACAGCAGGCGAUGCGCGAUGCCAAGAAGCAACAGAAGGAAGAGCUGGCUCGCAAUAAGGAGAAGGCGCGACAGGAGAAGAAUGCUAAGCUAGAGCAGCAGCGCAAGGAGAAGGAGCUGAAGAAUCAACAGGCUAUUGAGGAGCGCAAGAAGCGUCAGGAGGAGUUAGAGCGUCUUAAACAGGAGGAGUUGAUAAAGAAACAACAGGAGAAAGAGAAGCGACGCCAAGAAGCCAUUUUAGCUAAAGAACAGGAACUUCAGAAGCAAAAGGAGCUUCUGCUGGCCGCCGAAAUGGAACGCGAGCGCCGUCGCCAGCAUAUGAAUCUCAUCCGGAUGCUAGAGUUGCGGCGCAAAUUCGAGGAACGUGAGAAGAAGAAGCACCAGUUGGUACUCGAUCGUCUGAUAUUGCGAGAGAAGCGUAUGGCCGAGCGAAAGCGCGAUGCUGAAAUCCUGCAACUCAUCAGAAAACCCAACGAGGACUCUGAGUUGCAGCAAGAGGUGGACAUUCCAGAGGUGGAUCGGAUUGCUGGCAAUCGUCUGCCAGGGCAGGCGAUGGCCGAUCUGUUGAUGGUUUUUGAGUUCCUGCACAACUUUGGCGAGACUCUGGGCUUUGACAUGGAGUCGCUGCCAUCACUGCAAAAUCUACACGAUGCUCUCAUUAGUGAUAGCAAUGCCGAUGCUGAGGAGGAGUUGCUGUCGGUGAUGACGCAUCUGCUUGUUUGUGCCAUUGAGGAUCCGGGUGUGCCCAAUCCUGGGCGGCAUACCACAUUGCUUGGCCAGUCCUUACGCAAUGCCGACAUCACGAACUCAAAUGUUUCCGAAAUUUUGCGCAUUUAUCUGUAUGCCACGGCCACAGGUGAAAUUCGCCAGAUGCACGGCAUCACCGUAGAUCGGGAACGAGAGCGACGCGUUCCUGAUCAUCAUCAGCUCGAUGCAGACACUGCCACGCAUUCGGCCAAGAAUCAGGAGUACUAUAAGUUGCUGCACGAGAACGACACAUGGAAGAUGUCGCAUUCUCUGAAAGACCGGCCGUUUGUGGCAUUGAAUCCAACGCGUAAGGCGCAAAUGCUUGCGCAUCUUUGUAAUGACCUGCUUAUGAACAAGGCCGUGUUGCGACAAAUCGAUGGCAGCCUGGAGACAUGCGCCCAGAUGCGCAAGGAGAAGUACAUGACGGACAUGAAGGUACGCAAGUAUAAAGCCCUGCACAUGCGGAAGGCGCGCAUCGAAGCCUACGAAAAGGCCCAGGCGGAACGCGAGGCAGCUAUGCAGGCACUAAUAACGCAACAGAAACUUGAUGCCGAGCGUAUCGCCAAGGAGUUGGAGGCCAAAAAGGCCGAACAAGCUGAAGAGAAUGCGAAGGUGGCGGCAGCGGCGGCUGCAGCUGCAGCAGGACCACCCGCAGUAUCUGUAGCCACCGUCGGCGGGGAGCAAAACGAAACUGAGCAAAACACAACAGAGCAAAACAACGGGAUCGCAAAGGAGGAUGGCGAUCCGAUAGUAACAAUCCCAGAAGAGGGUGUGGCAGCACUUGAACAGCAGUCACAACCCAUGGAAGUUGAUAGUGAUGCUUUGACAACGACUCCGACGACACCUCGCAAGGAACCCGACUCAGUUGCACAGCCCCAAACUCCUGCCACGCCUAUACAAAUCUCUGAGGUAAGCCCCUCUAAGAGCAGCGUGGGCGAUGGAACACCCAUCAAGCAGGUUCCGGGCAAAAUUGAUGAUUUGGCCGCCACGCCUACUUACCAUCACAAUGGCGCAUCGGGAGUGGGAGGGGGCGGCACUACGCCAACUGGCGAUAUGAAUGCGCUGCUGCAGGCUAAGAAGAGUGGUGCGCGUAACUCGAUAAACGAGGAUGGGCAUGCCGAUGUGAGCAUCAUUGACGACGAUCUCUCCGAUCUGGACUCGGAAAUCACAAAUGUGGAAGAGGACGAGGACAAUCGUUUGAGCGCAGACGAGCUGCAAAAGAAGCUCGAUAAAAUAGUGCGUGCCUCGCUCAAUUGUAAGGAGGCGCUGGAGAAGAGCACCAAUCAGUUACGAGCCGCUUGCUUCGGACAGGAUCGAUUCUGGAGGCGCUACUGGAAACUGCCGAAGGCUGGUGGCAUUUUUAUUGAGGCGCUGGAGUCGGCGCAAAAUGAUAUUUGCGGCUAUCACGAGGCACUGGAGGCCAUGGACGAACAGAAGCAGGAGCGCUCGAUUGUUGCGGACAACGACGCAUCAGAUCCAGGAGCCGUGGCAGAUGAGCUGGCAAAGAUUCCGGCUGAUUGUGAGGAAGAGCAGAAGCAGCAACCGGACACAACAACAGAGCCCAUGGAAGUUGACGGAGAGGUUGAAAAAUCAGUAUCAGCUGCUCAGGAAAUGGGACAAUCGUUGCCUAUUCCAGACAAUCAGGAAGAAGCCGAGUUGGCGCCCACAUCGGCUGGCAUCCAGGAGGAUGAUGACGAUGAUGUGACUGAAAUCAACAAGGUAGAGCCAGAGAUUGUCGAUUUGGGCGAUGACGAUGACGAGGUUCCCCCAGUUAAAUCCGAAGUUAUACCAGCAAGGCCCGAGAUCAAAGUUAAAUCCGAAAUGGAACUGAUGGGUCCGCCGCCCACCGUUGUCUCUACGAAGACGGACUUUGAAGCAGAAAUCAAGAUACCCACAAUACCCGGUCUUAUACCAACCAUGAACAUGAACAACAGCAAUGGCAGCAACAACAACAACAGCCUGAACCACUGUGAUAAGUUGGAAAACAACAAUUUGGCCAUGGGCGUGAUUCGGCCUGAGGAUGUGAAACGGGAAGACGACUGCAUAAUUGUGUCAACCACGCCCGGCGACGAUACGCCCAAAUGGUUCUCCAUAGUCAAGCGCGAGGUGCCACUGAUUAGUGAGCUGUCUGCCGAGGAGGGCGGUGUCGUGGCCACCGAGGUGCAGUACAACUAUGCAAACAUUACAUGUGGUUCGCAGCUUCAACUGCAAGGCCAUCCCUGGGAUCUGGCCAAUAACAUGCAAUAUUACACGAUACCCAUGGAGGAGUGCAAGGUGGAUCCACUGAAGAUCACGCAGGAGUGCAUAUUCUCACUAUCCGGCCUGGACGAGAAACAAAUGGAGCUGAAACUUGAUGAGUACGAGGCCAAGAAACUAGCGGCAGCAACGACGACAACGACCACUUCAAAAAACGGUCUGGCGUCUCCUCAUCGUCAGGCUACGAUGCGUGAUCGCGCACUCAGCGGUGAUGAGGAGCAGCAGCCCAAGUUGGAGCCGGCGACCAAGUUGGUCCGCCCGACAAAGUCUGAGAGUGGGGAUGAGUUUUUUCGUUUGCGCACUGAUGCCGUGCCGGACACGGGAGGCGAACAGAAGCCGAAACUAGAACUGCGUCUGGACGAGUCAGCGUCCCAUCCCUACGUGCAGAACAUUGUCAAUCUCUCGCUAAAUAGUGUGCAGACCUACAUACCUAUUGACAUACCCCUGCCGCUCUCCAUGACGCCCGACGAGCACAAGAUGCUGGAGCAGGUGAAGUUGACGGGAUUCCCGGACCGCGUACAUGGAGUUUACGUACCCAGACGUCAUCGUUACGGUUGGUGGCAAUUGGACGAUGAGCAGAAGGUUCGCCAGCUGCUACGCACACUGAAUCCUUCCGGACUGCGUGAGCGCGAGCUGCAGGAGAACCUCACACGCUUCCUUGCCCUCGAGGAGCCGUUGGGCGUCAAUUAUCAGUUGAAACUCCACGAGGUCGACCAGCUGGGAUUGCUCGACUACAUGCCGCCCGAUGCCGUCGGCGACUGGAACCCAAAGGUGGCCAAGCGCGUGGAGCUGGCGUUACUGGAGCAACUUGAAUCACUGGAAGAUAAAAUAGCGAGUGCCUCCAUGCAGCUCAAGAACUGGCAGCUGCCCACGCGAAUCGAGAGCGAGCUGAACCUAGAGCCGGAUGACGCCGACGUCACCGAAGAGGACUUUGUGAGCAUCAUACCCAUGAUACGUGAACGCAUUAUCGAUCUUGAGGCGAACAUCGAGCGACGCUACUUGAAGCCCCCUCUAGGCUCGCAAACCGGAGAUGCACACCUCGCGGUCAUAGCCCAGAACCAGCAGACAUCUACACAGACGCAGAACUCAGCCUCGGCCGCCGCCUACUUACUUCAGAUGCAACAACAACAACAACUCUUGCAGCAGCAACAGCAGCAGACGAACAACAUCAAUCCUUCGUCCUUCAAUGAGCGAACCAUGGCCUUGGCCGCUGCUGCAGCGUCUGCUACGCCCAGCACCAGUGCCGCCGCUGCAGCCACGGGUGGCGGCGCGAUUUGUGAAGGCAGCGCCCUGGCCGGGUCUGGGCUGGCGGUCAGCAACGAGCAGGCGUCCGGCGGUGCUUCGCCGUCCAGCAACUGCGACAGCGACAAGGACGAGAAGGUGGAGAACAUACCCAAGGGUCUGGUGCAGUGGCGCGACGCCGUGUCGCGAUCGCACACAACCGCACAACUCGCGAUGGCGCUCUACGUUCUUGAAUCGUGCGUAGCCUGGGACAAGAGCAUCAUGAAAGCGUAUGCAACACUUGUGCACAAUAAAAGAAAGAGCGGCGCCCAAAAGCAUGCAACCCCAAAAUCAAAAAAACAGGCUAACAGCAGCGCCAAGAACAAGAAAAACAAGAAGAAGCAGCGUCAGGAUAAAACGCCAGAGAAACGGGAAACGUUGACAAAGGAUCUGAAAGGCGCCAAAGUGACGAUCAAAAUCAAUUUGAAGGCUCUAAGCGAUGCAAUGCAGCGCACCACAAAUGGCAACAACAACAGCAACAGCAACAAGAAAAACAAGAACGACUCUGACUCGAACUUGGACUCGGCCACAGAGACAGACUCGGACAUUGAGACGACGAACACUAGCAAAAAAAGAAAGUGUAGAGGUUCAGCCACUACUACAAACUCUUCCAAAUAUUCGAAUUCCUUACAGAAUUGCCAAUUCUGCACUUCGGGUGAGAACGAGGAUAAGUUGCUGCUCUGCGAUGGUUGCGACAAGGGCUACCAUACGUACUGUUUCAAGCCCAAAAUGGACAACAUACCAGAUGGCGAUUGGUAUUGCUAUGAGUGCGUGAACAAGGCGACGAACGAGCGCAAGUGCAUUGUCUGUGGCGGCCACCGACCCUCUCCAGUGGGCAAGAUGAUUUACUGCGACUUGUGCCCGCGUGCUUAUCACGCCGACUGUUACAUCCCGCCGUUGCUGAAGGUGCCGCGCGGCAAGUGGUAUUGCCACGGAUGCGUAACCAAAGCACCGCCCCCAAAGAAACGCACCAGCAGCAGCAAGUCUCGGCGAGAUCGUGACUCGACCACGGCCGCCAAGCGACGCAAUGACAAGCAAAUUACGACACCGGCAACCUCCAAUCUGGGCAGCCUCGAGAACUUGCCCCAACUCAGCAAUGCCGAGCAGCAGCAACAGCAGCCACAACAACAACAACAAUUCCUGUUGCACUCAUCGCAGCAAUCAUUGAACUCCUCGCACGAGGAGUCCAUGACCUCCCUGCCAGCGCCGUUGAGUCCGGCGCACUCGAUUGCCUCGGCAACGUACGACGAGCAGCAGCAUAGCAACUCCAUAGAUGCCACACGCUUUCAGGCCAGCAAUGCCAACAGCAACACCCAACAACAGUUGCCCAGCGAGCCAGAUGGCCAGCUAACAAGUUAUCCGGCUUAUGCUCCAGCCCACGGCCUCGUGCACCAGCCGACGACCUUGCCUGCCAACUUCGGCGCUGGCCUGCCUUCGUUGCCGACGCCACUGCUACACCAAUCGCAACAACAACAACAACACCAGCAGCAGCAGCAACAACUACAACAACAAUCACAACAGCCGCAGCCUUUGCAGUUCGUGGCUGUGGGAAACAGCACGCCCUUGCCACCAUCUGCAGCCAUAUCGCCACGUGCUUUGACGCCGACGCGCACACCCACCCCAACGGCGACGCCACCGCCUCCCCUGCAACCGCCGACACCGAAUGUGGCAGCCCCACUGUUGCCGCACAUGCAGCAGACGUCACCCAGUUCCCUGAACGUCACCUGCCAGUCGCCACCGCAACAACUGAUGGCGAUGCCAUCUCCUCGCGCCUGCACACCAACGCCGCCCAGCAAUACGACACAAAUGUCGCCGCCGCCCAUUAAUAUACAUGCCAUACAGGAGGCUAAGGAGAAGCUGAAGCAGGAGAAGAAGGAGAAACACGCCACCAAGAAGCUCAUCAAGGAGCUGUCUGUCUGCAAGACCCUGCUCGGCGAAAUGGAACUGCACGAGGACUCGUGGCCAUUUCUGUUGCCAGUGAAUACCAAACAGUUUCCCACAUAUCGUAAAAUCAUCAAAGCCCCAAUGGAUUUGUCCACCAUCAAAAAGAAAUUGCAGGACUUGAGCUACAAGUCGCGUGAGGAUUUUUGCAGCGACGUGCGUCAGAUUUUUGACAACUGCGAAAUGUUCAAUGAGGAUGAUUCCCCGGUCGGCAAGGCCGGGCAUGGCAUGCGAAAGUUCUUCGAGUCGCGCUGGACUGAGCUCACCGAUAAGCACUCUUGAUACCCUGCACCGCAUAUGCCCAUUCAGGGGGCUAUUACCACACCCCCCACGCAAAUAUCGAGCAGUGUGUCAGCAUUGGGCGAGUUGGCAGUAAACCCAGCAGCAGCAACAACAACAACAACAGCAUUGACAGCAACAACAACAACCAGCGAAACGACAACGCCAGUGACAAGUGUAUCACAAUUUUGGUGAAGAGAUUUGUAAAACACAAUUUGUAUUUGUAAAUAUCAAUAUACAUAUAAAUAGUGAAAUGAGGUAGCUGUAGCUUGUAUUAUUAUAUUAAGUUCCGAAGCCUAUGUAUAAGCAUGAAAGCAUGAAAGUAUUGAACGUCCUGCGUUUAAGCCAGCCAGCCAGCCAGCCAACGCAUUGGUAUGGCUUUGAAUGUCUAUAAGAAAAGCCAGGCCAAGGCGAACAAAUUUUAUUUUACAUAGAUAUUUGUUUAGUUCGUAAGAGAGCAGCAGCAACAACAGCGACAACAACAAAAACAACAACAACAACAGUAUAUAACCCAUAACUAUUAGUAUAAGACAAUGGCAGUGAACGGCAACAAGAAAUUAAAUUAAAAAAAAAAGGAACAAACCUACAUACAUUUGUAUGUAUGGUAUAUGUAAGUAUGUUUCGCGUUAUCGGUUGCGCCAAUUAUCAUGAUUUGAACAGUAUUUCCUGCACACAUCUGCAGAGCUUUGUCUACCUUUGGUUUUUCAAUUUGUAUUUAUUGUAACGCUGGCAAUUAUUGUACACUUGCCUCGCUGUCUGCCACUUUUAAGCGCUCAUUUAUUUUUAAAGUUGUACUUAUAAACACACACACACACACACACAUGCGACUCUGUAUAUGCAUGCACCACCCAUAAAUGUAUUUAUGAACUAUACAUACAUUAUAACAAUAUACUCAACACGCUGUAGGAGUAAGGAAUGAACGAAUGAUUUUGUAACUAUAAAUGAAUUAAGUGUAUUAAAUUAUUUACUGUGUGUAAAUUUAAACAAUGUA